GAUAAAUUUCAUGACUUUAUUCCUGAGUGAAAACUUCAAGAUAAUGUAAUAAAUUCGUUGACUUUACCAUCUUUCUUCAAACCUUUCUCCUCUUCUCAUUCGAUUCGAUUUUUUCUCUCAAAUUCUCUCUCGUCCGACAAUUAUCACUCCGACCAACCGACGGAGAUACUCUUCUCGACGAUGGCUUCCUCGUUCGUACCAGAACUUGCAAGAUCUCCGAUGUCUCUUCCUCUCCCUACUCCUCCUGUGACAAAGUUCAAGAUUGGGUUGUGUCAGCUCUCUGUUACAGCUGACAAGGAGAGGAACAUUGCUAACGCGAAGAACGCCAUUGAAAACGCUGCUUCAAAUGGAGCUCAGCUUGUUCUCUUACCUGAGUUCUGGAAUUACCCUUAUUCCAGUGAUUCUUUCCCCAUUUGUGCGGAGGAAAUUGAUGCUAAUGGAGAUUUGUCUCCUUCAACAGCAAUGCUUUCUGAAGUUUCCAACCGUCUCAAGAUUACCAUUGUGGGUGGCUCUAUACCCGAAAGAUGCGGGAAUCGCUUGUACAACACUUGUUGUGUCUUCGGUUCUGAUGGAAAGCUUAUAGCCAAACAUCGAAAGCUGCAUCUGUUUGAUGUAGACAUUCCAGGGGAAAACACAUUCAUGGAAUCAGAGACCGUAUCAGCGGGGGAGACACCAACUGUCGUGGACACAGAUGUUGGGCGUAUUGGUAUAGGCAUCUGUCACGACAUCCGCUUUCCCGAAUUGGCUAUGAUAUAUGCCGCUAGAGGUGCUCAUUUGUUGUGCUACCCUGGAGCCUUUAACAUGACAACGGGUGCAUUGCUCUGGGAAUUGGUGCAAAGGGCAUGUGCUGCCGAUAAUCAGUUGUAUGUCGCUACUUGUUCGCCUGCCCGAGACACGGAAGCUGUAUACACUGCUUGGGGCCAUUCCACCCUUUCAGGACCCUUUGGAGAAGUUCUGGCUACAACGGGGCAUGAGGAGGACAUCGUCAUAGGCGAGAUUGAUUACUCUAUCCUCGAACAGAGACGGAGAAGUCUCCCACUGGCGAAGCAACGAAGAGGAGAUCUCUAUCGGUUGGUCGACAUCCAGAGGAAGAACUCACAGUAGAAUGCUGCAGGAAGAAACACAUCUAAAACAAAGGUUGCUUUUCUUAAGAUCUUAUCAUAUGUUUACAGGUGAUUGCUCUUUGGUUUCCAUUGACUUCAGAAAACGAUCGAUGCUGAUUGAAAUUCCCUGCGGAAAUUCCCUGAUGGUUUGGUUUGGUCUUUCUGUGUAUGUGUAUACUUGAAGUAGUUACCAGUACCAUCAUCAGUUGAAGAAGAGUUACAACUGUUGUGCUUCUGGUUCAUGUUCAUGUCUGUUUUUGUUA
Molecule: messenger RNA, 1366 nt
Organism: Tarenaya hassleriana
Lineage: Eukaryota; Viridiplantae; Streptophyta; Magnoliopsida; Brassicales; Cleomaceae
Product: omega-amidase, chloroplastic-like
Exons: 10
Coding region: 181-1104 (307 amino acids)
Biological process (GO): oxaloacetate metabolic process; L-glutamine metabolic process
Cellular component (GO): mitochondrion
Molecular function (GO): omega-amidase activity
Source: RefSeq, a predicted model, not a curated record